AUGCUGAUUGUCCAUUAAAGGAUGCAGCCAGCCGGAAAAUUGCUAGGAUCACAGUGAAGGGUCCCCUUUCUUAAAACUGAAGAGUUUUCUAAAUUAAAGAGUUUCUUAAACUUAAGCUUCACAAGGCAAUGGAAUCUCCCAACCCAGCAUUUCAUCCCAUCUACAGCGUUGUUCACUCUGUAUUUGAGUACCACCUCUGAGGCUAGAGAACAUUGCUUGAAGAUGCUAGAGGAAGCACUGAGCAGCAACCAACAAGCAACAUCCACAAGAAAUGGUUCAGAUCCCCUUGCAUGGGCUGUAGAAAUGGAAUAUGAGGCUUUCCAGACUAGCAAAAUGGCAAACCUGUACAAAGCAACUGUUCUAAAGAAGAUUUCAGAAAUUAACAAAGCUUCAAAAGAUGGAGAACUGUAUUCCAACCUGGUUGCAAGAGUUAAUGGCACUACCAAAGUGAAGACUGAACCUAUUGUAACAACUGAUGAUGAAUACUUCCAAGCAUCCAAGGUGAAUACGUUCAAACCCAAGAGGGUAGGAAUUGGAAUCAGAAAGACACCUGCAGUGUUCCAGUCUGCUUCAGAAAUUCUAGCAGCCAAAGAAGAAACUGAUGUUAAUCCUGUGAAGGAAGAGUCAAGCCCAAACUGGAAAGGAGACUGUAUCUGUGAUCCUGAGCCUGUAGGCAUUGAUAAUGUUCUUGAAAACAAGGUAACAGUGACCAAAGAAGUCAGCAAAAAUGUUGGAGUUCCUAAGAAGAAGGGACAACACAGCACCUCUGACCCUAUUGUUUCCUUAGGAGUUAGUCCUACCAAGAAGGGCAAACCCACCAAGAAGCAGCAGCUGCUGGCAGAAACAGCUAGGAAAGAAUCUCAGAACAUUGCCAAAUUCUUCUCCAUCUCCAAAGAAGAAUCUAAGUCCGCAGUAUGCAAGUUUGAUCUGACAGAAGAGCAAAACAGUAAUCUCAGUGAACUACCUCAGUUUCCUUCUCAAAAAGUGUGCAAAGAGAAAGCAGGAUUAAAGGAAACUGAAAUUGUCCCCAAAGAAGAAGUAGGUGGCACAUUCCAAAUAGAAGAUGACAAAUCUGAGAAAACAGCAGAUCUGACUUUGGGUAGUCAUAACUCAAGGGCAAAAUCUUCAUAUUUGGGAUCAAUCCAUGAAAAAUCAAGCUGUGCUAAACCUUUGAUUGAAGAGGAAAUGGCCAACAGUUAUGAAAACCGUAGUGGAAAGAGACCAGGAUCAACUGAGGACCUGGAGAGCCCUGCUGAAAAGAGGCUCAGAAUGAUAACCACACCAUCCAUAUUGUUGCAGUCAGAGGGAAAAGCUGGGGGACCAGUGAAAAAGAAAGUCACUUUUGAUCCAAACCUAGCACAGGUUGAUAAAGAAGGAACCACCAAAACCAUACAGCCACCUACAAAAGCACUAUCACUUAAAGAAACUGCUGAUAUUGUUGUGAAGUACCUGACCCCUUUCUACAAAGAUGGGAGAUUUGCUUCCAAGGAUCUGUUUAAGGGGUUUGCCCGGCACAUCUCUCACCUUUUGGCUGCAGACAAGAAUCCUUUGCGCAGAAUGGUGAAAGAAGAAGCACAGAGGCUGAUCAAGCUGUUUUUCAAAAACCGGAGCAAGUGUGAAAAUGAGGACGACUGGCAGGACCUCCUGAGCUUGGAAACAUGACGUAGGAAAUGUAGCAGUUCUUUCUACUUCCUGUGGCUACUGGACCUAUGCCCUCCCCACUGGUGGAUUCUUUGUGUCUAUGCUUUGGGCUGCUACUGGGGGGGGGGGGGGGGGGGGGAGCGUAGUUAGCAGAGAAUAUCUCUGGGGGAAAGACCUUCAGUGAUGACAUCUGACUUUCUCUGUCUGAGACAAGCUCUCAAACUUAGGUUCCAUAGUUAUUGGUUCACCUAUCUACUUUACACUUUGCUGCUUUUAGCAGAUAUAAAGGGGCUGGAAUGAAGUAUUUUGUUAGGAAUCCUGCUGCUAUCCAAGAUUCUCCUACCCCCAGUCUUUUAGUAUGAAUUCUGCUAGCAGCAGCCUUAAACAGAAGAAAUGCAACUGCACCACUCAGGGGUUUCUGGGCUGUAGAAGUGACUUGUUAUAGAAUACUUUUACUUUGGAGAAAACUACUAUGAAGAUUGGCAUUGAAAGUAAAUCUAGAAGAGUUGCUUUGGCCAAUUUGAUUUUGAUUUUUCUUAAAAUGUUGGGAUGUUUAUUUUGAAAAGUGUUCUCUUGCAUUAGAAUAAAAAGUUUGACCCACAAAAAUGCUACAAGAAUGAGAACUUCUCUCAGGGACAGCACACUGACAGAAAUAUCUCUUUAUGAGUUGGCAGUAGAGUGUUGAUUGAAGUUAACAACCAAAGUAAAGAUUGCAUGGAAACAUAGAUAACAAAAUGCAGGUAAUUUUAAAAAAAUUAAGGAAUGAAGCUGGUUAGGGUGAGAGUGAUCAGACAUAAUGCAACAAUCUGUAAGGAGAGGCUUGUUUGCAGUCAGUUCUAAUACUUUUUGCUGCUUUGUUGCCACUGAUUGCCACUCUAGUCACUCCCAUUUAAGAUUUCAAUGCAUAUUUACCGCCCCACUCCCCAGUAUUCAUCAACAUAGUCAGGCCCCACAAGUUUAUUUCAAAUAAGAGAAUGUUAUAAAAUCUUUUGUUCUUAUGUUCUCCAGGAUUGAUGGUAUGUCUUCAGUAAUAGGAGCAGGAAUGUGCAGAUCCUUUUAUUUGUUACAUGCCACUAUAAUUUAAUAUGUAGAGCUUCAUGGAUAGGAGCAGUUCUGCCUGUUAGUAAAACCUCAGGAAUAAACAGAGGCCAUGGGUUAAAACACCCACACCCAUUGAAUUUUUGGUUAUGAGUAUGUAUUCUGUUUCUGUGCAUCAAAAGUGCAUAGAAUUGUGUCCAAAUUAUGGCAAGAUUUUUAAAAAGGCAACAACAUGUUCAUCUGAUGUAUUUGCAUAAACAUUAGCAAUUACAGAUAGAGUCAAAUGUAUCAUUAUGGAAAAUUGCUAUUGUAAUGCUACAUACUGUUCCGCAAUAAGAUUGCAUUACUACUUUAUCUUAUAUUUUUACUUGUGUGUAUAGACUGAUUCUAAACCAUCUGAACCCUUAGAGGUAGGUUAUUACUGACAUCUGAUUUAACUGAGAUCCUGAAUGGCUUCUUCACAAAUUUUGUGAUGACAAGCACAUUUAACAUAUAGUAGAGAGUAGGAGCCUCUCACUAGACCCUUGCCUGUUGUACAUGCAUAAAAUGUGUAUGCUGCAUGUACAGAGUUGUCGAUAGGUAUGUACAUAAAAUAUUUUUAAAUGCACCUUAAAACAACAUGGCAAGUGGUCCUUUGUAUUAGCCAUAGUGUAGUGUUAUUCACUGAUGCUAAAGAGCCUCCCUUCCAGUAGCAUGGGUAAUCGAGGCAUGGGCAAUUCUACUAUGCAGUCAUGGGUAUGGAUGAGAACACCUGUCCCUGUAAACAUUGGCAGCAGUUGAUGGUAAGAUUGCUGAGAAUAAGUAGGCAUUACAGGAAUUAGUGUUGGUACUCUACCCCCAUUCCUUUCUAGGAGCCUUGGUUUACAGAUUUUAUUUUGAGGUUGUGCAGUGACAGCUGUUUUCUUUACCAAGCAGUUCUAGUAUGGAAGAAUGAAGCUGGCUGCAAAGUAACAUCUGCAUUCAGGACACGACUUGGAGCUGCUUUGAUUUCAGGGAAGAGAAAGGCACUUUUUUCCCUGUACUUGAUGUGCCAUACUAUGAUGGGCAGAGAGCAUCAUUGUAUGAAUUGUUAUUGAUGUGUAUUCUGACAUAACUGUGCAUUUGGAAGAGUUAAUUUAGUCAGAAUAUGUUAACUGUAAACUGAAUACUCAAAGCCAUAUUGAUUCAGGGUGUUCUAACAUUAUCCUGAUCAACCACUCCUCAUUGUAGCAGAACUGUCCAGAGGUUGUGGAGAUGAUGGUAUUCUAUUUAUAUACAUUUGGAAUAUCAACCUUUACAAUUGUGUUUUAUUGACAUGUGCCUUAGCUCUAUCCCUGCAGAAGUCACUGUAUUUUCUGACAAUAUGAGCUCAUAGACAAAAGUGGAACUAGAAAACAGAUCCUCUAAACAGCUUACAUGGGAAACGGGGCUCUGUUACUUUAAAACCUAUGUGCAAUCUGCUAAUAAAGUGACUAUUAAAGA
This is a messenger RNA of Sceloporus undulatus (fence lizard), 4140 nucleotides long. Its product is annotated as ATP-dependent DNA helicase Q5-like. The record is from RefSeq and is a predicted model, not a curated record. The transcript has 10 exons. The coding region runs from base 223 to 1662 and encodes 479 amino acids. Lineage: Eukaryota; Metazoa; Chordata; Lepidosauria; Squamata; Phrynosomatidae.